UAAAAACCUCUUCACCCAAUUAAGCCACAUCAAAAGGAGUCAAAAAAAUAAAAAAAAUCGCAUGGGCAUGAUGGAAGGCUCUCCGACCGCCAUAGCUCCCCUGCUCCUCCGAAACCUAUUAACCUCUAUGUUCAUCUACGCCGACAAAUCCCUUUUAAACUUGGCCGAAAAAUACAAACUUCUUGAAGCAAUUCGCUAUACCCUAAUCACUUCCUUCCUUUUCCUUUUACGCGUACUUCCUUCUUUCUUUCCUUCCCUUAACCCUAAUCUCGAAAACCCAUUUAAACCCACCAAGAAAACCGAUAACUACGUCCCUGCAUGCGGUGGCUGCGAUUCCGGUAUUGGUCGAGCGCUUUCGCAGCUUUUGGCCAUAGUCAAUGACAUCCCGGUUAGCUCUAGGAAGUAUGAAGUUGUUCGAUCUUUAGCGGAGAGGCUCAUUGACGAGAACAACAGGGAGGGUCUAGAGGCUUUGCGCGAGGUCAACCGUACGGCUCUUUCAUCUGCUUUUGCAAGAACUCUUAGCCAGCUUGAAUCCACCGCGGUAGACCAAGGCCAGGGCCUAGCUGGGGAGGCCGGCUGGGGGACCGGACCGGUGGAGUUCCGGUUGAACCGUGUUGUAAGGGCGGUUCGGUCAAUUGCGAAAGCGGGGAGGAGCCGGGUUGGGAGCGGGAGGGACGAGAUGGGCCGGUCGGAGAGUUCGGCUGAGAAGCUGGCGGCUGAGCUGCUGUGGCUGGCUCAGAAGUUGGCGGCUUGUGGGGGCGCCGAAGAAGCUCUUUUGAGGUGGGCAGCGGCGUCUGAUUUGGCUAGGCUGGCUCUGUGGGCUGAGCCGCGGCUGCAAGGUUUCCUCGUCAAGAUUUCAGCAUUCUUCUUCAAGCAAGCCAAAGAUAUAGGAGUGGACGAAACUGAAGAAAGCCAGGAGCAACAAAGGCACACAAAGGUGAAGAUGCUGAUUUCGUGGCUGCCAUUGCUUUGUAGAGCAAGCAAUGGCACGGAUGUACCAGUCCUGAGCAUCAGAGAACGAGCUGAGCUGGAGAGUGUGUUGGAGGAGACCAUAGAGUUGCUGGAACAGGAAGAGCAGGAACAGGUUCUCUCUCUGUGGCUCCACCACUUCACUCAUUGCCCAUCCUCCGACUGGCCCAACCUCCAUGCCUCCUAUGCUCGCUGGUGCAAUGCUUCUCGCAGGCUCUUGGUCCUCCAAUGAAAGUUAACGAGGAACAAAAUAAUCAUAUAUAUAUUCCCGUCUUAUUUUCAUUAGUAAAAAUUGAAUUCAACAAUUUAAGACUAGGUCUAGGAUUAUGUGUUAGAAGGGUGUAUAUAUAUCUUUCUACCUUCAAACAAAUGUGCAUAUUAUUUUUGUUAUUA
Alnus glutinosa is the source of this 1362-nucleotide messenger RNA. RefSeq lists its product as uncharacterized. The coding region runs from base 62 to 1201 and encodes 379 amino acids. The record is from RefSeq and is a predicted model, not a curated record. NCBI's taxonomy places the organism in Eukaryota, Viridiplantae, Streptophyta, Magnoliopsida, Fagales, Betulaceae. The transcript has 2 exons.